CUUUGUUUGUGAUUCGAAUUCGAGAUUGCACCGUAGCACUAUCCAGAUCUCGGGUGGUAAACGGAAAUGGACAAGUCACAGAACCAGAGAGAAGAUAUAUCAUCUGGACAAGCAGUUCUACUUGGGGCUUUGGCUUCUGGUGUUAAUGUUCAAACAUGGGCUGUGCUUAAAUUCACGUUUCUGAUCCUUGGAGUUUGCCUUGUUGCCAUGUUAGGUUUAGCCUUUUCGUCCAGUGAUUCCACCAUGAUCUUUCAUGUUCUUUUACUCGUGCUUCUAGCUGGGGUGCUAUUCUUUCUCCUUAGCGGUUUUCUUGCAGAGACAGGUCUUGUAACUAUUGAACAACAAAUACAGGAGAUGGGUAUGGAUCCAAAAGAUCAAAAUGAACAAAACAAGAAGAGAAGUUGAUGCUGAUGUUCUGCAGUUGCAUAAAUAGUAUUUAAAACUAGAAGCAUCAA
Telopea speciosissima is the source of this 455-nucleotide messenger RNA. RefSeq lists its product as uncharacterized. The record is from RefSeq and is a predicted model, not a curated record. The transcript is spliced from 2 exons. Lineage: Eukaryota; Viridiplantae; Streptophyta; Magnoliopsida; Proteales; Proteaceae. Bases 67 to 405 code for a protein of 112 amino acids.